AUGAUAGGCAUGAAGAAUAAGCAAUUUUGGAAAGCAACAGGUGUUAGAGCAUUGAGAACAGCUUGUCAAGUUGCUAUUGGUGCUAUUGGUUCUGCUACAUUGUUAGAUGAAGUGAAUUGGAUGGUUGUACUAAGUACAGUUGCAUUAUCUACCAUUCUUUCGGUUUUAAAUUCUAUAGCAACAGGAUUGCCAGAGAGAAUAGGUUGGCAAGAUGUUUAUGAGAAAGAUGAGUAUGGAAAUAUAAAAUACACAGAAAUCAAGGAAGAUGGAAGUGUUAUUCAAAUUCCUAUUCCAACAGGAGAAAAAGAGUUAAUCUAUGGUGAUGCAAUUCCAUUUAAAACAAAUAUCAAUGGUAAAUUGAAUGAUGCAAUAGUGAGAGCAUUCGGUGUAGAUAAUUCAGAUAAUCAUGCACAAAUUACAGCAAAGGUUUUAUAUAAGGAUGAGAGUAAAACUAUUAUAGACCAAGAUUCAGCCGAUUAUGAAGUGCGUGGAGUGCUUAGAGAAGAUGUUGGAAUUUCUGUAUGUGAACAAAAUGCAGUAGAUGUAAAUGGUGCUUAUGGUACUCAUCAAAUGGGUUCAUUAGUUACAUUUAAGAAAGAAAUACAGAAUGAAGAUGGUAGUGUUCACUCACUUAUCAUUGGAACUGGACAAUCUUUUGAAGCAUUUUGGUAUACAUAUGGUGGUGUUCAAGUUUCAAGAACUGUAAACCCAUUACUUAUGAUUGAAUUUGGUACUGCUGCAAAAGCUGUAGGUGGAAGUGAAGCCUUUAAUGAGGAAAAUCAUAAAGGAGAAUUGUCUACUGGUGGCCAUAAUAACGAUACAGAUUGGUGGAUAGCAGAAGAAGUAGAUGAAAAUGGAAAUGUUACAAAAUGGAAAAGAGAUAAUGUUGACUUCUCAGGUUCCUACAAGUUACUUGUUAAGUCAAAAUCUAUGCCAGCACCUGUUAGCGCACCUAAUACAGUUGAGAGUACAACUUAUGAGGAUGAUUCGCAGACAUUUGAAAUGGGUAUUAAGCAGAGUUCAUCUAAGGAGAUCACAGGUAACUUAGAGAAAGAGUAUCUUGACGCUAUUGAAAGUCUUGAUAAGUCAAAGAAGUACAAGGUUAUGCAGUUAUAUGGUACAGAUGGUGUAGGUGGCGUUGCUAAGUACGCAUAUGUAGGACAGUUUUCUGCUACACCUACUGAUAACUCUGGUGCUGAUGGUAUUUUGGAAAUGGCUGUAACAGUUAUUCCAAACACUGCUGCUGCAAAGGUGACUGAUGAUUACACAGUUACAGAUAAUGGUGAUGGAACAUUUACUGUAGCAAAAAAAUAG
Cylicocyclus nassatus is the source of this 1314-nucleotide messenger RNA. NCBI's taxonomy places the organism in Eukaryota, Metazoa, Nematoda, Chromadorea, Rhabditida, Strongylidae. The record is from the annotation of a GenBank genome assembly.